GAAGGUGAAGGCUCAGAGUACAUGCAGUCAUGUCUGUUGGUCCAGCCGAGCCGACGUCAACGUGCUAUGACGUCACGUACCGGAUGAACUCGCAGAACCCAUCGUCGUUUCACGUCAAAACAACAACGCGGAAGACGAUACAGCAUGACGGAUGUGUGUAACUGAGGGGAGGUUAAGGCUCAGUUAACAACAUAACGGUUUCAGGCAUUGCGGUUGAACUCAAUAAUGUGGCUGAAUAGGAGACAAAUAUAGCGACCCAGACGAAAGCUAAUUUAUGAGUGGAAAGUCAGUCGGUCCAGCUUUGCGUUUUGGAUCCUAAAGUCCAUGUUAACACAUCGUAGCUUUUCUACCAAUUGAUGUCCUGUAGCUCAUCGCAGACUGGUUCAGAGUCAACAUGGGCAAUGGGAUGAAUAAGGUUGUCGAUGGACUUUAUCUUGGAAACAUAAGAGAUGCAGAAAACAAAGACAGUCUGUCCAAGAAUGGCAUCACCCACAUCCUGUCAGUGUACAACAACGCUAAGCCCGUUUUUGAGGACAUGACGUACCUUUGUAUUCAUGCGGCUGAUGCUUCCAGCCAGAACCUAUUACAACAUUUUAAAGAGUGCAUCAGCUUCAUCCAUGAAUGUCGCCUGAAUGGUGGAUCUUGUCUCGUCCAUUGCCUUGCAGGUGUGUCCCGCAGCACUACCAUGGUGGUGGCUUACCUGAUGACUGUCACCCACUACAACUGGGAGGAGUGUCUGUCUGCGGUCAAGGCCGUUCGCUCCUUUGUCGGCCCAAACUAUGGCUUCCAGCAGCAGCUACAGGAGUAUCAGAUGACACAAGUCUCAGAGUACCGAGCUUGGUUACAGUCCAGUUUCCGUCCCAGUCCAUUUAAUGACCAGGAGCAGGUGGGCGCCCUACUGAGCCAGUACACAGAGCAGCAGGAAAGCCAGAGGAGAGGAGCAGACCAUCGCUGGAUAAAUCAAGGUGUCUGUGCUCUGCCAUCCAACCCUGAUGACCCUGAAGGCAGUAGCUGAAAUAUGGGCUUGUGGUCAUGCCAAAGUCCUGCCCAAUGGCAGUCGUUAUUAUUCUGUACUCAAUUCAAAAUCAACCCCAAGUUGUAUCCGACUUAAAGGCUUUUGUACACCUAUGACAAAGCGUAGGAUGAAAUAAAUGUCCCCUUAAAGCAUAUGUUUUAUUCUCUGAAUUGCACAUAUCAAGCCAUUUUUCAGCGAUGGAGGUUGAUUUAGAAUUGAGCUACAGACUCUUCUCUACUAUCAGUACCACCUAUGCUCUUUUAAAAUGAGUACAGCCACAACAUGGGUAUCAGUGCUCACAGACGCCUUAUUCUAAACACCUCAGCACCUUAGCCAUAAUGAAUAAACUAUACUUCCACAUGGAAAUUUCACACCUGCAAAAUUGAGUUUUGUGGCCUUAAAGUAAGACAAAUUAAAGGAACAUUUUGUCUUGAAA
This is a messenger RNA of Scatophagus argus, 1451 nucleotides long. It is a transcript of the gene dusp22a, whose product is annotated as dual specificity phosphatase 22a. The transcript is spliced from 7 exons. NCBI's taxonomy places the organism in Eukaryota, Metazoa, Chordata, Actinopteri, Scatophagidae. Gene Ontology annotation, molecular function: protein tyrosine/serine/threonine phosphatase activity. Bases 395 to 1015 code for a protein of 206 amino acids. Gene Ontology annotation, cellular component: cytosol. Gene Ontology annotation, biological process: positive regulation of JNK cascade; protein dephosphorylation; regulation of cell population proliferation. The record is from RefSeq and is a predicted model, not a curated record.